AUGGGGGAACCAAAUUCUUCAAAGAAUUGGUUAUCGUCAGUUAUUAGUAACGUUUCCGGAUUUGUCCGAGAAUCAUUGAAUGGUUCAACGAUUUCGGGGUCCAGUCCGGACCAUCCAUUCCACAAUACCACCGCUGGACAGCAGUCAGGUCCCAAUGAUGACCCCGCUGAUUCUACACCUACCGAUGAUCACGGUUCAUUUCCCAGUAAUGAUAAUUCGCCUACACUUCUGACCCCUUCAACUCAAUCGCAAGAUGUAAUUUCAUCACAGCGACCGAUCCGUUAUUUGAGUCCAUCGGUGUUCAAGGGUCAGAUGAGCACUAAAACUGCUUCCGAUUCAGCAUUCAGUGUAACGAACACAUCAUCACAGCGUGAGGCACCAACAUAUAUCACUGCACGUUCUGCUACAACAAAACGUGCGAACAAUACGUCCAAUACAAGUUAUCGUUUUCACGAAACUGCUCCUUCAUCAGAUUCAACCUCAUCUGACAUUCUACGAGUUUCUGCGUCUCCAUCGUCUAGCCUAUCAUCGCAUCCACCUGCACAGCCUUUGAACAUGCAAUCGCGUAAACGUGGUAGUGUAACGCCAGCACCGAUUGAUCUUUUUGGUGGAUCAUCAUCCGAUGCGGUCCCAGGAACUAUGAUAAAGAGAACCAGACAUAUGGUGCCAUCGAACCACAGUCUCAGAAAUUUUGAUCGUUCUGCAUCUCGAUCGCCAUCUCCAUCCGGUUCGUCAACGUUUUUACGUCGUACGCCUCUUUCACAAACACCCUCUUAUCGUGCAGCUAUGCCAUCGUUUCGUUGCUCGUCUGCUACACAACGAAAUCAUUCAAAUAGUUCGUCAAGCGUUCCGCGAUCAGCCAGUUCAGUAUCAGGAUUGUCAUCUAGAACUCUGGAAAUCCUCGACGAACUCAAAAAGAUAUCGAAUCCACUUCGGAACAUUCCAACAUGGCGCAUGAGCAACAAGCCAGAACGUUGGGCAACAGAUUUGCUUGAAUCUCCGGUGAGUAGGCCACCUGUUAGUACGAUGAAUGCAGUACCACGUGCUCGAAUUAUUGCUGAUUCUAUUUAUGCAACUUCGAUGAAUCGUACGGAAAAGCGUUGGAACAAAUUGUUGUUCGAGCACUUCUUUGUAGAUGUUGAAGAAGAUGUUCCGCAAAUCAGUAGUGUGGGAAUGGAAAUGGAACAGUCGUCAGCAUCCUUUUCACCUCAGAUGUCAUCCGCGUUGUUCGAACAUCAGGCACAAAAACCGUCAGCAGAAUAUGUACAAGCAGAACAAAACACUGACGACAACUCGUCUGCGGCAGCAGCUGAAUCUCGUUCGAGCACUUCUGUAUUUUCGUCAUCAGUAUCGAAAAAAUUUGAUGACACCGUAACAUCGAAAAAGCGAAGCAAUAUUUUCUCGGCAAGAUGGCCUGAACUGAAUGUUAUUGGACGUGAAGAGACGAGCACUCAAACGGUUCUUGAUCAGCCGGUGACAUCAAAAUCGCAAGAUCCUACGCAGAAUCAUUCUGAAAAAUCGUCACACCACUCAUCCACAUUCAAGUUUUCAACGCCCAUUAGACGGGGACCAUCAAAACCGCCAAAAAAUCUUGAUGUAAUAGUGUCAACGUUCGAAGAACAAGAGGCACUUCCAAAGGUUUCUGAUAUGACCGAUGCGGAAGCAGAAAAAUCACACGAAAAGAUCAAAGCAUCUGAGACACAACAAAACGUUCAAACAAACGGAAUCAAGAAAUGGACUUGUAAGACAUGUUUCAUAUCGAAUGGAGCUGAUGAAGUGAAGUGCAUGGCAUGUGGUGAGGCUAAAGCGUCGACGGUGAGUGGUGGUAAUACUGAAGUAGCAGCAGCAGCAAGUCGGCAGUCGCAGUCGUGCAGGAUAUGCUUCAUCAGCAAUCCGUGCACAGCAACAAAAUGCAUGGCGUGUGAUACACCGUUGCAUGAGUCAACCACUGAUACUGCCAGUAAUGUCUUUGGUAAUCGCGCAUUCAAACCCACCAAUACCACGUCUCCGCCAGGUGUCAAAUUUGGUUUUGGUGGAGCGAGUGGUUCGGGGAGCGGUGCGCAACCUGCAUUCGGAUUAGGCUCAUCAUCUGUCAUCAGCGAUUCACUUGCAAAGAAUCGGAACGAAUCGAUCAACUCUGUUAAUGCAGUCGCAUCGUUCGGUCUAGCCAAUAGUUCAUCGGCGCCAGAUUUGGGUCAUUUCACAAAAGCUACAGCAGGUGGUGUGCCACAUUUGGAUGUAAUCAAGGAAGAACAGCAGCGAUCAUCGCUCACUACCAAUACUAGUGCUGACCUUACCUCGUCUUCAUCAUCUAAGAAUCAGACUGCUCAGCCGAAUAUCAGCGAGCCAACUGCGACGAUUUCUUCCACAUCAACCACACCUUCAUUACAGUCAUCGUCUCUGUUUGGUGGAAUUGCAAGCAUAUCUUCUCCAACAUUGACCCAAACCUCAUCCACACCUGUACUUCCUACUUUUGACGCACCAACGAGUAGUAAUAAGCCAGCAUCGAUCAGUUUUGGUGUUCCCACUUCAUCGUUUCCACCGCAAACAUCUGAAUCAGCUUCGACCGCAAACACUUCACAAUCGACGAAUUUGUUCAAAUUUGGUGCUGGAAAGGAGCAACAGUCCAAGACGCCUCUCAACUUUUCAGCGGUAUUACCGCAACCUGGUGGCACAGUGUCGGCAUCGUUAACACAAAACCCUCUAACGUUGGGUACUACUGAUGACCGUUCGAAUAAGAGCUCUCUGUUCGGUACGAAUACUGAGCAGUCAAACGAUACUGAUAGGAAGAUAGCAACGAGCCCGAAUUCCAUCGAGAUGAUAUCCGCCCAGGAGUCAUCUUCUACAACUGGCAUUGCCCAGCAACAGCCCAUCGCUACAGCAACCCAAAAUCAACCAUUUACUUUUGGUAUGAUACCAUCACAACCACAAACGACCACCACAAAUUCAUUGUUCAACUUCGGAGCGAAUCCUUCAUUAGCAACUGGCUCUGGUUCAUCUGGUGCAGCCACCACAUCAAGUGGGAUAAACACGAAUACAAGUAGCGCAGCAGGUAGUGAUGCAUCAGCCAUUGGCAUGAGCAUGCCUUUCCAGUUCGGUAGCAGUACGGCAUCAUCGGUGGCUCAGCCAUUCAGUGGCGCACCACAAAGUGCCACUGUUCCUCCUGUACCACAAACUUUUAACUUCGGUAACAUACCUGCAACGAAUGGUAUUUCCACGGGAUUCACGUUCGGUUCAUCAUCCAGUACCAGCGCACCUGGUGUGUUCAACUUCAGUGCGCAGCAAUCAGCACAUAGUCUUGUUACCAUUUCAGCUCCAACUGCCUCAUUUUCGUUUGGUAGUAGCGGUAUGGUUCCAGGAGCAGCUGCAGAAUUCGGAACAUCGGCGGCAACAAACUUCUUUGCAUCUGGCACCACUAGUAGUAGUAGCACGACAACGACGGCUCGUAAAAUGCUCAAAGCACGUCGGCGUAAAUAA
This is a messenger RNA of Anisakis simplex (herring worm), 3477 nucleotides long. Lineage: Eukaryota; Metazoa; Nematoda; Chromadorea; Rhabditida; Anisakidae. The record is from the annotation of a GenBank genome assembly.